AUGAACGCCAUCCGCGUCCACCCAGCCACCCCUCCAGCUCCCUCCUUCUCUCCCACAAACCCUGCCCCCUCCUCCGCCCUCCACCUCGACCACUUGCCCAUCCCGUCUCCCCAAGCCCCAGACGAGAUCCUCAUCCGUGUCCAUGCAUCUACCAUAAUCCGCGACACUCUGACCUGGCCCGAGAUCUAUGCUCACCCCUAUACCAUCCCGGGCCAUGACUUCGCCGGCACCGUCGCUGCGACCUUCCCCGGCGCAAACUCGCCGUUCGCCCCCGGCGACGAGGUCUUCGGCAUGGCGCACGCAGACCGUGGCUCCACAUGGGCUGAGUACACAGUCAUCCGGAUCAACGAGGUCGCACGGAAACCGCGCACGCUGAAUUGGGCGGCGGCCGCGGCGCUGCCGCUCAGCGCGCAGACAGCACUCGAGGCACUUGAGCACGCUGGCGUGGAGGGACUGGGCACGGAGGCCCCAAGCGGCGCGGCGCCCGGGGCGCGGCGGGUGUUGAUUACGGGGGCGGUGGGGGGCGUCGGGAUAUAUUUGGUGCAGUUGGCGGCGGCGGCAGGGCUACGGGUUGUUGCGGCGACGAGCUCGAAUACGCGGAACGAGGAAUUCUUGCGUGGGCUUGGGGCAGACGAGGUGGUUGAGUAUGCGGCAUUGGAGAAUGAUAAGGCGCAAUUUGAUAUCGUGGUGGAUACGGUGGGUGGAGAGGUAUUGGCUGGAUGCUGGGGAGUGGUUCGGGAGCGGGGGUCGCUGAUCUCGGUGGAUUCGGCCAGCUUUGAUUUUGUGGAGGAACAUAAGAGGCGGGGAAUAUGGAGGGAUGAUAUCAAGGCUUUGUUUUUUAUUGUCAAGGGGAGUGCCAGAGUGUUGCAAGCAUUGGCGGAUCUGGUUGAUCGGGGUGCCUUGAAGUCGUUUGUGGCGGGCAGUUAUCCCCUAGCGCAAGCCCAAGAGGCGUAUGAUUAUGCCAGUGGGAGGUAUACGGGUCGGGGGAAGAUUGUACUAACGGUGUGA
This is a messenger RNA of Penicillium macrosclerotiorum, 1008 nucleotides long. Its product is annotated as NADP-dependent oxidoreductase. The record is from RefSeq and is a predicted model, not a curated record. The transcript has a single exon. Gene Ontology annotation, molecular function: oxidoreductase activity. Lineage: Eukaryota; Fungi; Ascomycota; Eurotiomycetes; Eurotiales; Aspergillaceae. Bases 1 to 1008 code for a protein of 335 amino acids.